Molecule: messenger RNA, 1107 nt
Organism: Caenorhabditis briggsae
Lineage: Eukaryota; Metazoa; Nematoda; Chromadorea; Rhabditida; Rhabditidae
Exons: 6
Coding region: 1-1107 (368 amino acids)
Biological process (GO): lipid homeostasis; triglyceride catabolic process
Cellular component (GO): cytoplasm; lipid droplet; membrane
Molecular function (GO): triacylglycerol lipase activity
Source: RefSeq, a predicted model, not a curated record
AUGACGAAUACCACUGGCGAUACAAAACGAUAUCCAGAUCUGAACCCAGAAUCGUUGGGUCCGUUUUCCGAGGAAUGUCCGGAAGAGGUGUACAACAAUUUCCUUAUCACUUUUGGAGAUUAUUCGAAUCCUGAGGAAACUCAAGAUGAUAGGAAGUCCGCAGGAAGUAACGAUGAGACAAGUGAGAAGAGCCCAACGUCUUCAGAUUCGGUCUCUGAAUCCAAUAAGGAAAAUGAAGAACCGGAAGAUAAAAAAAAGAAGGAGAUGGAUGAAUUGGAGAUUCGUAAAAAGCGACAAUUUCCAUUGAGAAAGGCAAGAGAUCCAGCAAAUCGGACACCGUUGCAAGAUGCCUCCGAACUAUGCCUCUCUUUUGGUGGAUGUGGAUUUUUGGGAUCCUACCAGUUUGGAGCAGCCAAAAUGAUCUACGAUCAUGGAAAAGAGUUGCUGAAGAGAGUUGAUAGAUAUUCCGGGUGCUCAUCGGGAAGUCUAGUGACCACGAUGCUCAUUUUCAAUCCGGAGAAAAUAUCUGAAGCCGUUGAAGAAAUCUAUAAAAUGGCUGAUGAAGUCAAUGAGACCGCUCUUGGAGCAAUGUCUCCAGGAUUUGUGAUUGGGGAUCGUCUUCGAAAAGUUGUUGAAAGAUUUGUGCCUGAUGAUAUCUCGAAAGCUAAUGAUUUACUUUUUGUCUCGACCUGGAAAAACGAGCUGAUCUCCCACUUUCACUCAAAAUCCGAUUUGAUUGACUGCUUGAUGGCCAGCUGCUACCAUCCGAUGUACUCAUCUGGAUUAUCAGGAAAAGCGCCAAUUUUGAGAGGAGAGCCCUACAUCGACGGUGGCUACUCGAACAUCCUCCCAGAAUUCCUUGACAAACGUACCGUAUCCGUGACGGCUUUCGCUGGAGACGCCGAUAUUUGUCCGACUGAAAAAUCGGCACUUUUCAAUGAUUGGAUGUUUGCAUUCUUCAAUCAGAACAUGAAAGUCACCUUCUCCAACAUGAAGCGCGUCUCGAAUGCGUUGUUCCCUCCGCCACGUGGCAUGCUUCAACAGUACUUUGAUGCCGGUGCCAAGGAUGCGGAGAAGUUGUUGAAGGAGGCUGGAAUGUAUGAAUGA